AUCCAAAUUUAGAAAGAAAUAUAUAUAUAAAAGAUAUUAAAUUCCACUCCAGAAAAGUCUUCUCUGUAUCUAAAGUUCACAGCUUUUUUGUCUUCACUCUCACUCCUUCUUCCCCACUUCACACUCUCUGAGCUCAGAAUUCGAGAAACAAGAACAUGGGCUGUGUAUCUUCCAAUCUCUUCAACCACGAUGACGAGUUCACCCAACUCGGUAGCUCGGCAUUGAGUCACCACAUCGUCUCCCUUACCUCCUCCACUUACGGCCUCCUCACUCUUGACCCACCGCCGGCGCAGACGCCCACAACUCCGCCCAUUCCACCGUCUAGAUUUACUCUCGGGUCCAUUUUCCCGAGCCCGCUCUGCGAACCCAAGUCGCUCUGGUCAGACCCGAAACCGCUCCGCUCCGAACCCAGACCCCUCCGGUCCGACCCGGAGGUUAUCAACUCAUGGGAGCUCAUGGCCGGCCUUGACGCCGAUAGCUUCCGAUUCUCGCCGCUCCCGCCGCCCAAAGCCUUCAACUUUAGAGACCCAAAGACUGCCGGUAAGGAAAACUCCAACCCCAAUCGGGGAAUUUUCAAGUCUCCGAACGACGGCGUUUUCGGCGUGAAGAACAAGGAGGACCCACUUGACCAGUUCGAGAAGAUAUGCCCGCCGGGCGGAGAAAACAAGGUGGUGGUCUAUACGACGACGUUGCGAGGUGUUCGGAGGACUUUCGAGGCGUGCAACGCCGUUCGAGCGGCGAUAGAAGGACUCGGGGUGAUGAUUGUCGAGCGCGACGUGUCGAUGGAUCGUGGGUUCAGAGAAGAGCUGAGGGAUUUGAUGGACGGGAAAGAGAAGGAGGCAGGGGUGCCUCCAAGGGUGUUUGUGAAGGGGAGAUAUGUGGGUGGGGCUGAGGAGGUGUUGAAGAUUUUGGAGGAGGGGUUGUUGGGUGAGAUUCUUGAUGGGUGUCCAAAGAAAAAAGCCGGGUCUGUUUGUGAGGGGUGUGGGGAGGCCAAGUUCUUGCCCUGUUUUCAGUGCAAUGGGAGUUCAAAGAUGGUGUUGGUGGUGAAGGAAGAAUUGGGUCAGAGGCAGGGGAGCACUGUGGUGGUCAGGUGCCCUGAGUGUAAUGAGAAUGGGUUGGUGCUUUGCCCAAUUUGUAGCUGAAUGGUUGACAGAGAUGAGAGAUCUGUUUCAUAUCAGAUUGGGUUUUGUAAACACUUUCUGUCUACCAUAGUAAUUUCUUGUGUUUCUGAUGGAAACCAAAAGCUUCUGUCUCUUGUUUUCUCUCUGUUUAUAAUUAUGUAUAUGCAUGUUUUGAUAUGUGAAGAUCUUUUAUUUGCUUGAAGCCUUGAACAAUGCUGAGUUUAAAAGACAAACAAUUACAGAGAUUAGGGACUAGGCUUGUUCAUUAUAGAAAUGUUGAGUUCCGUUAUCUCAAUUGUGCAUUGCUGGUGCAGUGAAAUUGGACAUUGAUGGAGUUCAAAUUACAGGUCAAAUUGCAUUGCUAGUUCAGUUUUCUGUUUGAUGUGCUUAGCUAAUGUUGUUUGGGCAACAAAACUGUUGUACUCUAGUAAUUCCAGAGAAGCUGUUGAUAUUUGACCAAUUCCUAAGGAA
Messenger RNA from Prunus avium (sweet cherry), 1592 nucleotides. Its product is annotated as Glutaredoxin family protein. NCBI's taxonomy places the organism in Eukaryota, Viridiplantae, Streptophyta, Magnoliopsida, Rosales, Rosaceae. The record is from RefSeq and is a predicted model, not a curated record.